Messenger RNA from Ornithodoros turicata, 1772 nucleotides. RefSeq names its product RNA-binding protein Pasilla-like. Bases 10 to 1701 code for a protein of 563 amino acids. Gene Ontology annotation, cellular component: cytoplasm; nucleus. Lineage: Eukaryota; Metazoa; Arthropoda; Arachnida; Ixodida; Argasidae. The record is from RefSeq and is a predicted model, not a curated record. Gene Ontology annotation, biological process: mRNA splicing, via spliceosome; regulation of alternative mRNA splicing, via spliceosome. The transcript is spliced from 2 exons. Gene Ontology annotation, molecular function: mRNA binding.
GCACUGAAGAUGGCGACGGGGUUAGGAGGUGUGAAUGGAUGUCCCGAGCCAGAUAUUGGAGAUUCUAGGAAGAGGCCUUUGGAUUCUGAGCUUGAUAUUGGGGCAACGAAAAGGUCGCAUCACGGUGGAGGCAAUGGGACAUACCACUUCAAGAUACUGGUGCCUGCAGUGGCUGCAGGUGCCAUCAUUGGCAAAGGCGGCGAAACAAUUGCACUUCUUCAGAAAGAAGCAGGAGCCAGGGUGAAAAUGUCCAAGUCCAAUGACUUUUACCCAGGAACGACUGAGCGAGUCUGUCUUAUCACAGGAAGCGUAGAAGGUGUACUACGAAUUCACGAGUUUAUUAUGGAGAAAAUCAAGGAGAAACCUGACCCCAAUGCAAAGAUUGCCAUCGAUUUUGACCACAAACAACCCGCUGAACGUGAGAAGCAGGUGAAGAUCCUAGUUCCUAACAGCACAGCUGGAAUGAUCAUUGGCAAAGGGGGUAGCUACAUCAAGCAGAUCAAAGAAGAAAGCAGUGCUUACGUGCAAAUUUCGCAGAAGUCAAAGGACCAUGCUCUGGCUGAACGUUGCAUCACUGUGAUUGGUGAAUUGGACAACAACAAGAAGGCCUGCCAGCUGAUUCUGGCCCAGAUUGUGGAGGACCCACAGAGCGGCAGCUGCCUGCACGUGAGCUAUGCUGAAGUGACUGGCCCCGUGGCCAACUUCAACCCCACUGGCUCUCCCUAUGCCAAUCCAUCGAGCGUGCACUCGACGGCUAAUAAGAGCAACGCGAGCUACAGUUCUAAUGGAAGCCUAAACAGCCUCAGCCCGACUGCCUCUGGCAACUAUGGCAGCCCCCCGCAGGGGGCGGUGGCUCAAUUCACUGGAAUGCCCCCGAACAUGAGUGGUAGUGUGGCACAGCUGCUGGAAAACAUCAAGGCGAUGCUACGGUCCAACGGCUACACAGAGCAGGCCACUGCAGAUAUUGCGUCUGCCAUGGGGACUCUGGCAAGUUACGGCGUCCUCGGGCCGAACCUCGGAGCACUGCUGGCCGGAGUGAACGGGGCACUGCUGGCUCCUCCAAGUGGUGGACAGCUGCAGAUGGGAGGAGGGAACCAGCAGGCGGCUUACCCGGCCUCGCCAAUGGAUGCCACUCCUUCGAUGGUGACCGGAGGGUCGGGCAUCUUCGGCCCGGUCGGCAGCGUCGGGGGCGGUCAACCCAGCACUUUUGGCUCCCCCACUGUGCGCGGGGACCGCUACCACCCGGACGCGGUGUUCGACCCAUUCCGUCGCAACUCGCCCGCCCUGGGGUCUCCUGGCGCCGGUGGGGGCAGCACUCUGCCGAUAAACAACAAUUCCUUCGGGCUGGGCACGGGUCUUGGCGGCGUGUCUCCCCAGAUGUGCAAGACCCCUCCGCCGAGCGGCCCCGAGAAAGCGGCCGUGCCUUCGGACUCCAUCAAGAGGGACUUGGAAGUGGGAGAGAACAUCGUAGGGGCUAUCCUGGGCCCCAGAAGGAAAUCGCUCGUCGAGAUCCAGCGCUUCAGUGGUGCUGCCAUCCAGAUUUCAAAGAAGGGCAUCUUUGCCCCUGGGACACGCAAUCGUAUUGUGAGCAUCACGGGGUCGCCCAAUGCGGUGUCGACUGCACAGUAUCUGAUCGAGCAGCAGAUAGCGGAGGAAGAGGCCAAACGUGCCCAGCAGAAUGCCAUGGGGGUGCUACGUUAGCUCCUUAAGUGUUUACUUUGUGUCGUCAUUGUUGAUGCAGCUAAUGGUUGUUGCCGAUUAAUCCCCAUUUU